GAGAUGGUUUUCUUGAUGAAGUUGUAUCAGCUUCUGAUACUGGUUCUGAUACUAUCAUGUCAAUUCGCAGUUAUACAGGGUCUUCAUUACUUUGGCCUUCCAAUUCAACUUGCUUGGCUUUCUACACAGUCUGGAGUAUCGUUCCAG
Molecule: messenger RNA, 147 nt
Organism: Ambispora leptoticha
Lineage: Eukaryota; Fungi; Glomeromycota; Glomeromycetes; Archaeosporales; Ambisporaceae
Source: the annotation of a GenBank genome assembly